AGUUUCAGAGUGACACGGCGUAGCAGAGUGGCGGUGAAGCUAUGCCCGUGUGUUUCGGCGCAAACCGCAUAGAGCAGUUCACUGACGACGAUGACGCAGCCGAUCACUCCCAAACAAACAAGUCAUCCACAGAAGGCGGCGUUACUACCGACGAAGAGUUGGAAAGCCGCAUGAGUAGACGCUCAUCUGUCCUGGUGGAUCUCAUUUCCUUGUUUCGCCGUUCAUCAAGCGUAUUAUUACGACCACACACAAGUACGCGAAACGCUGUUGCGGAUGAUGGCGAGGAUGACGAGGACGAGGAAGACACAAGGACUAUGUCGAAAGAUCGAAUACUUGAAGCAAUUAGGCAUAAACGAGAAAUAAUUGGUAAAUUACGUGGUCAACCUUGGAACAUGAAAAGGAAACGAAGGACGCUAAAAGUUGCCCAGCGCCACCUUCAACGGCAGGAGGCAAAAGUGUCAAAAGUACGGUUAUUCAAGGCUGAAGCAGGAAGACGAAUUACCCAGAUGAGCCGGUGGUUCGACAACUUCAAAAUCUAUCUCAUACCAUGGGAAGCGAAAAUCAAACGCAUAGAGAGUCACUUUGGAUCCGUUGUUAGCUCUUAUUUCACUUUUUUGCGAUGGACUCUUGGGGUCAAUGUCACUAUGACUAUUAUUAUGUUAAUGUUCGUCAUCAUUCCAGAAUGGUUGGCAGAUUCCCGCAUGACCGUUUCGUCCGAACGCUAUAAUCGCACAAAGACGCUUAAGAUCAUGCCUGAAGAAGUGCGGGAGCGUGCAGAUGAAAUGAGCACAGUUUGGGAUCUUGGAGGCUACAUGGAAUAUUCCUUGAUUUUUUACGGUUACUAUUCAAGAGAAACAUUUUUUGGAGAAACCGUGCGUUAUCGAGUGCCGGUCGCUUACUUUCUUUCCAAUUUAUUUGUUUUGGGAUACAGUUUCUUUACUAUCUUGAGAAAAAUGGCUUCUAAUGCUCGUACAAGUAAGUUGUCGUCGGGUAAAACUGAGCAGUAUGUGUUCAACUGGAAAGCGUUCACGGGCUGGGAUUUCACAAUAGGAAAUGCAGAAACUGCUGGAAACGUUCAUAUGGCGAAUGUUAUUAAAUUUCGGGAGGCGAUAGCUGAAUACGCGGUGAAUAUGAAGCGAAAGUAUAAAUGCUUACAAAUUCUGCUGAGAGUCUUCGCUAAUUUGUUAGUGUGUAUCAUGCUCGGAUUUUCAGUGUGGGCCAUACUGGCGGUAAGCCAAAUAAGGGAAACUGAUACGUUCAUAAAACAGAAUGCCGUUUCAAUCACAGUAUCGUUCAUCACGCUAAUUUUCCCGAAUAUCUUUGAACUAAUUGGCAAGUUGGAACGAUAUCAUCCGCGUACCGCACUAAGGAUACAGCUAGCAAGGUAAAGCUACCUAAGACGUAUGUAUCAAUCUCU
Molecule: messenger RNA, 1417 nt
Organism: Cylicocyclus nassatus
Lineage: Eukaryota; Metazoa; Nematoda; Chromadorea; Rhabditida; Strongylidae
Source: the annotation of a GenBank genome assembly